This is a messenger RNA of Colletotrichum graminicola M1.001, 840 nucleotides long. RefSeq lists its product as uncharacterized. Lineage: Eukaryota; Fungi; Ascomycota; Sordariomycetes; Glomerellales; Glomerellaceae. The transcript has 2 exons. The record is from RefSeq and is a predicted model, not a curated record. The coding region runs from base 1 to 840 and encodes 279 amino acids.
AUGUCAUGCGACGUCCGCCCGGUCAUCACCUCCACAAAGACCCUGUAUGUCAAUCCCUACGAGACGCCCCUGGCCUGCCCAUGCGCCCCGCCUCCGUCCCCGUCCGCCCGCGGCCGCAGCAGCAGCCGUUGGCACUCCCUCGCCCCUUUCGGGCGCUGUCCCUCCCACGGCUGCUGCACCCUCGACGUCGCCGUCCACCGCUGCGCGCGCCGGUGCCGGGAUCCAACGAGGUACAACCGAUACCUCCGUUCCCUCUCCGCGUCGCCCAGACGAGACGCUUCCUCUAUGCCCUCACGAGGAAUGUCGCCCUCGCGCUCCCGCUCAUACCCGCACUCGAGCCCGCACCCGUCCAAGCCUAUCCACUCCGACCCUUUCGCGGCCCAGCAUAGCGCGUCGUCCUGGCGCCGCCUCCGCACCUUCGACCGGGACCCGGACUUCCGCGCCGUCGAGUCCCGCGACUUCCGCCUUGCCCUCGACGAGCUCCUCGACAUCGGCCGCGUCCUCCUUCACGCUGAGGCCGAGCUCGACAAGGCCCGCCUCCGGGUCGAGAGGGAACGCGCCCGGCAUCGCGCCGCCCACGGCACCGCGUGCGAGGGCGUCCUCCGCGAGUACGAGUGUGGCUGGAUACGACGCGUCGCCGAUAUGGUUGUAGGCGCGGACGACCUGGCGCUGAGCGCCGAGGUCUUGGCGGACUGCUGGACCCGCGGAGGGUUGGCGGGAUCGUUGAAGACCGCGGCCGGCGGGGGUCGGAGCGUCGGGGCAAGGCAAGCAGCCUGGAGACCCGACGGGACGAGCAAGCCAGACCGUGGAGGUACCUUCGUCGAGAGAGCUUUGACAUAA